GCCUAUUUAUUGGUAGGCCUGCCUCCGUUGAAAGGCAGACCUGUCGCUAAUGUUGGGAGAAUUCCUCUUCUGAUAAAAUGAAGUCAUAUGUCGUUGUCGACACCACGGACAUAGAUCUAGAACACAUUGAAUAGUUGAAAUGACACAAGAAGAAUACACAUCUCAUGUUGUUUGAAUGAAUAUAUAUAUAUAUAAAGACGUUAUCAACAAUCCAUGAUGGAAGCUAUCCACAAGAAAGCCCUCCAGAAGACACGAACUCGGCUUGUCCGUGACCUUGACCCCUGUUCAGAACUUCAAGACUUGUUGGUGUCCGAACAUAUAUUUACUCCCAUAAUGCUCGAGUAUAUACAGGCUGAGAAGACAAGAACAGAUAAGGCUCGAAGACUUUUGGACGACUUGGUGAGACGGGGACCAAAAGCCUAUACAACAUUCCUGAAAUGUUUACGGGAAUCCGGACAUGGAGAUUUGGCAAAUGCAGUGGAGGACAAAGAGUACGAGUUGAGAGGCCUGCCUGUCCCCUUCAGGCCAGACCAUCAGGAAGGGCAGUCAGCGGCAAUGAUGUCGGCAACCACAACUGUUUAUACACGUGAGCAUGGCCCAGUUACAAACCCGGUACACACGGAGAUUCAACCUCCACAAUCUUCAUUUAUGCAAACCCAAGAAUACUCAGCCCAACAAUGUCAACCUUCAGAGGAAAGCAAUCCAUGUGGCAGUAUGUUCACGCCAUCUGGUGCGAGUAUCACUCAACAGGUAGCCAAUCCGGUGCAUGGAAUUAGUCAUGUGAUUACAGGUCGAGAAACUGGUGGUCAGAGAACUGAGGAUGUGAUGGAAGUGACUGACGGGGAGGUAGAACAGCCUCCGCCCCAGUUACCAGCUGAUCCUGUACUGAGUGGUUAUCAGAGUGUUCCUGUAGAUAGGCGAUACAAGAUGGAAUCAAACCCCAGGGGCCUUUGUUUCAUCAUCAACAACAAGAAUUAUACACAAAUGUCGAAUCGUUCAGGGACUGAUGUGAAUCGUGAUCAACUCAUGGACCUGUUUCAACAUCUCAAUUUUGGAGUUGAUAUCCGGAAUGAUCUGUCUGGAAUGGAAAUGAAAAGACAGCUGGCAGAAUUAACUCAAUAUGAUGGUUUGACCAGAGUUGACUCCCUUGUGAUAUGUCUCCUGUGUCACGGAGAUAAUGAAAAUAUGUACGGAACAGACGGUGUGGCAGUAAAUCUCCUCACUGAUGUCUUCAAGAUAUUUGGUCCACAAACAUGUCCAGCCCUGAUAGGAAAACCAAAAUUAUUUGUAUUGAAUUCCUGUAGAGGUGAGGCCCGUGAUGUUGGCAAUCUCAAUUACACUACAAUUACCAACCCCACUGGGGACAAUCCACAAACUGAUAUUACCCAUCGCCUUCCACGCAAUGCGACAGAUGUUCGGCCUAUGACACAUUUGAGCCUACCUGAAAGAAAUCCGUCGUAUAAGGAUCUCUACAUUGCAUACUCAACUUUCCCAGGACACGUUUCCUACCGAGAUACUCAGGAUGGCAGUUGGUUUAUUCAAAAACUUGUAGAAGUGUUCAAGGAAGAAGCAGCAAUUAAUGAAAUCGACAUCAUGAUGAGAGAGGUGAACCGACGUGUUUCCAUGGAAUACGACCCCAACUCCUUAGAGGGUCAGAUGCCAGCACCUUCUAAUACUCUAACGAGACAGUGGUUCUUCAACCCCUCUACGUAACACUUAGCAGAGACUAUGAACAUUCAUCCCCAGGAAACUCAGAGCAGACGGCAGUUUCCUGACCAGUGUAACUUUGACGAUGACCAAAGAUUAUUCAUCCCUUAGAAAAUUCAGGGGAGACACAAUGAUUUUCCGACUUGUGUAGAUUUGACCAUGAAAGAUUAUUCGAAGAAGAAAGAAUUUUCCAACCAGUGUUACUUUAAACAUGACCAAAGAUUAUUGAAUCCCUGGAAAACCCAGAGCAGAUACGGUGAAUUUUUGACCAUUGUAACUUUGAACAGUUAUUAUGAAAGCAAAGAAAUCAUACAUAUUCUAAUUCAAAUCGACCAAUCAAGGUCUGUCUAGGGUGAGAAAUUGAUCAAUCAAGGUCUAUCUAGGGUGAGAAAUUGAUCAAAAAGGUCUAUCUAGGGUGACAAAUUGAUCAAAAAGGUCUAUCUAGGGUGACAAAUUGAUCAAAAAGGUCUAUCUAGGGUGACUAAUUGAUCAAACGAGGUCUAUCUAGGGUGACAAAUUGAUCAAAAAGGUCUAUCUAGGGUGAGAAAUUGAUCAAUCAAGGUCUAUCUAGGGUGAGAAAUUGAUCAAAAAGGUCUAUCUAGGGUGAGAAAUUGAUCAAAAAGGUCUAUCUAGGGUGACUUAUUGAUCAAACAAGGUCUAUCUAGGGUGACAAAUUGAUCAAAAAGGUCUAUCUAGGGUGAGAAAUUGAUCAAUCAAGGUCUAUCUAGGGUGAGAAAUUGAUCAAAAAGGUCUAUCUAGGGUGAGAAAUUGAUCAAAAAGGUCUAUCUAGGGUGAGAAAUUGAUCAAAAAGGUCUAUCUAGGGUGACAAAUUGAUCAAAAAGGUCUAUCUAGGGUGACAAAUCGACCAAUCAAGGUCUAUCUAGGGUGACAAAUUGUUCAAAAAGGUCUAUCUAGGGUGACAAAUUGAUCAAAAAGGUCUAUCUAGGGUGACAAAUUGAUCAAAAAGGUCUAUCUAGGGUGACAAAUUCAUCAAAAAGGUCUAUCUAGGGUGACAAAUUCAUCAAAAAGGUCUAUCUAGGGUGACAAAUUGAUCAAUCAAGGUCUAUCUAGGGUGACAAAUUGAUCAAAAUGGUCUAUCCAGGGUGAGAAAUUGAUCAAAAAGGUCUAUCUAGGGUGAGAAAUUGAUCAAAAAGGUCUAUCUAGGGUGAGAAAUUGAUCAAAAAGGUCUAUCUAGGGUGAGAAAUUGAUCAAAAAGGUCUAUCUAGGGUGACAAAUUGAUCAAAAAGGUCUAUCUAGGGUGACAAAUUGAUCAAAAAGGUCUAUCUAGGGUGACUAAUUGAUCAAACGAGGUCUAUCUAGGGUGACAAAUUGAUCAAAAAGGUCUAUCUAGGGUGAGAAAUUGAUCAAUCAAGGUCUAUCUAGGGUGAGAAAUUGAUCAAAAAGGUCUAUCUAGGGUGAGAAAUUGAUCAAAAAGGUCUAUCUAGGGUGACUAAUUGAUCAAACAAGGUCUAUCUAGGGUGACAAAUUGAUCAAAAAGGUCUAUCUAGGGUGAGAAAUUGAUCAAUCAAGGUCUAUCUAGGGUGAGAAAUUGAUCAAAAAGGUCUAUCUAGGGUGAGAAAUUGAUCAAAAAGGUCUAUCUAGGGUGAGAAAUUGAUCAAAAAGGUCUAUCUAGGGUGACAAAUUGAUCAAAAAGGUCUAUCUAGGGUGACAAAUCGACCAAUCAAGGUCUAUCUAGGGUGACAAAUUGUUCAAAAAGGUCUAUCUAGGGUGACAAAUUGAUCAAAAAGGUCUAUCUAGGGUGACAAAUUGAUCAAAAAGGUCUAUCUAGGGUGACAAAUUGAUCAAAAAGGUCUAUCUAGGGUGAGAAAUUGAUCAAAAAGGUCUAUCUAGGGUGACAAAUUGAUCAAUCAAGGUCUAUCUAGGGUGACAAAUUGAUCAAAAAGGUCUAUCCAGGGUGAGAAAUUGAUCAAAAAGGUCUAUCUAGGGUGAGAAAUUGAUCAAAAAGGUCUAUCUAGGGUGAGAAAUUGAUCAAAAAGGUCUAUCUAGGGUGACAAAUUGAUCAAAAAGGUCUAUCUAGGGUGACAAAUUGAUCAAAAAGGUCUAUCUAGGGUGACAAAUUGAUCAAAAAGGUCUAUCUAGGGUGACAAAUUGAUCAAAAAGGUCUAUCUAGGGUGACAAAUUGAUCAAAAAGGUCUAUCAAGGGUGACAAAUUGAUCAAAAAGGUCUAUCUAGGGUGACAAAUCGAUCAAACACAGUCUAUCGUGGGCGACUCAGAUGAGCCAGUUAAGACGUCUUAUCAUCUCUGAAGAUCUGUAAAGCUGUGUUUAUUUGUACAUAAGGCUGGAAUGCAGUUAUUUUAUUCUAUUUCAUGUGAUUUUAUGUCCAUCAUUUUGUUCUCGCAAUUCACAGAGUUGUCUCCCAUUUUAGCUAUACCGUACAGAGUUGUCUCCCAUUUUAAUCUAUGAUCAGGGGCUGAGAAAACUGGUUAACCAGUAGUCAUCAACUAUGAUCAGUGGCUGAGAAAACUGGUUAACCAGUAGUCAUAAACUAUGAUCAGGGGCUGAGAAAACUGGUUAACCAGUAGUCAUAAACUAUGAUCAGGGGCUGAGAAAACUGGUUAACCAUAAAGUCAUAAACUAUGAUCAGGGGCUGAGAAAACUGGUUAACCAGUAGUCAUAAACUAUGAUCAGUGGCUGGUUAAACUGGUUAACCAGUAGUCAUAAACUAUGAUCAGGGGCUGAGAAAACUGGUUAACCAGUAGUCAUAAACUAUGAUCAGGGGCUGGUUAAACUGGUUAACCAGUAGUCAUCAACUAUGAUCAGGGGCUGAGAAAACUGGUUAACCAGUAGUCAUAAACUAUGAUCAGGGGCUGAGAAAACUGGUUAACCAGUAGUCAUAAACUAUGAUCAGGGGCUGAGAAAACUGGUUAACCAUCAAGUCAUAAACUAUGAUCAGGGGCUGAGAAAACUGGUUAACCAGUAGUCAUAAACUAUGAUCAGUGGCUGGUUAAACUGGUUAACCAGUAGUCAUCAACUAUGAUCAGGGGCUGAGAAAACUGGUUAACCAGUAGUCAUCAACUAUGAUCAGUGGCUGAGAAAACUGGUUAACCAGUAGUCAUAAACUAUGAUCAGUGGCUGGUUAAACUGGUUAACCAGUAGUCAUAAACUAUGAUCAGGGGCUGAGAAAACUGGUUAACCAUAAAUUCAUAAACUAUGAUCAGGGGCUGAGAAAACUGGUUAACCAGUAGUCAUAAACUAUGAUCAGGGGCUGAGAAAACUGGUUAACCAGUAGUCAUAAACUAUGAUCAGGGGCUGAGAAAACUGGUUAACCAGUAGUCAUCAACUAUGAUCAGGGGCUGAGAAAACUGGUUAACCAGUAGUCAUAAACUAUGAUCAGGGGCUGAGAAAACUGGUUAACCAGUAGUCAUAAACUAUGAUCAGGGGCUGAGAAAACUGGUUAACCAGUAGUCAUAAACUAUGAUCAGGGGCUGAGAAAACUGGUUAACCAGUAGUCAUAAACUAUGAUCAGGGGCUGAGAAAACUGGUUAACCAGUAGUCAUCAACUAUGAUCAGGGGCUGAGAAAACUGGUUAACCAUAAAGUCAUAAACUAUGAUCAGGGGCUGAGAAAACUGGUUAACCAGUAGUCAUAAACUAUGAUCAGGGGCUGAGAAAACUGGUUAACCAGUAGUCAUCAACUAUGAUCAGUGGCUGGUUAAACUGGUUAACCAGUAGUCAUCAACUAUGAUCAGUGGCUGAGAAAACUGGUUAACCAGUAGUCAUCAACUAUGAUCAGGGGCUGAGAAAACUGGUUAACCAGUAGUCAUAAACUAUGAUCAGGGGCUGAGAAAACUGGUUAACCAGUAGUCAUAAACUAUGAUCAGGGGCUGAGAAAACUGGUUAACCAUCAAGUCAUAAACUAUGAUCAGGGGCUGAGAAAACUGGUUAACCAGUAGUCAUCAACUAUGAUCAGUGGCUGAGAAAACUGGUUAACCAGUAGUCAUAAACUAUGAUCAGUGGCUGGUUAAACUGGUUAACCAUAAAGUCAUAAACUAUGAUCAGGGGCUGAGAAAACUGGUUAACCAGUAGUCAUAAACUAUGAUCAGGGGCUGAGAAAACUGGUUAACCAGUAGUCAUAAACUAUGAUCAGGGGCUGAGAAAACUGGUUAAC
Molecule: messenger RNA, 5836 nt
Organism: Pecten maximus
Lineage: Eukaryota; Metazoa; Mollusca; Bivalvia; Pectinida; Pectinidae
Product: caspase-3-like
Exons: 9
Coding region: 214-1713 (499 amino acids)
Biological process (GO): proteolysis; regulation of apoptotic process
Molecular function (GO): cysteine-type endopeptidase activity
Source: RefSeq, a predicted model, not a curated record